This is a messenger RNA of Gossypium raimondii (Peruvian cotton), 2636 nucleotides long. RefSeq names its product putative receptor protein kinase ZmPK1. The coding region runs from base 642 to 2474 and encodes 610 amino acids. The record is from RefSeq and is a predicted model, not a curated record. NCBI's taxonomy places the organism in Eukaryota, Viridiplantae, Streptophyta, Magnoliopsida, Malvales, Malvaceae. The transcript has a single exon. Gene Ontology annotation, molecular function: protein kinase activity; ATP binding. Gene Ontology annotation, biological process: recognition of pollen; protein phosphorylation.
AGAAUGUACGCAUAAAUUGGUGCAGAUUACUGAAGUAGAUAAACAUAAUGUUGGCCGCAAGAUUUUUGCAGCUUUUUGCCAAGAAAAUAUUCGUGUUCAACACUUGUCAAGUGGUCCUCAUUUUGUUCCAUUUCCUUCUGUUAACAUCAUCAGCUCUGCCAAUUCUAAGGCAAGGCUCGUCUAUGUCCGCGGAGAAUCCAGAUGACGUUUUGAUUUCCCCAAGUGGUAUGUUCUCUGCUGGUUUUUACCGCGUUGGCCAAAACGCCUACUGCUUCGCCAUCUGGUUCAGCAAGCCCUGUCAUGACGGUAGCCACACAAUAGUUUGGAUGGCAAACCGGGACACACCAGUUAAUGGUAGGAGAUCAAAGCUCUCUGUACUCAAAACUGGUAAUAUUAUAAUAACUGAUGCAGGUCAGUUCAUAAUCUGGACGAGCAAUAACACUGUUAGAGAUCACUCCUGGUCACAGUUAAAUCUCUUGGAUUCAGGUAAUCUGGUCCUCCAAUCUUUGGUCAAUGAUACGCUUUGGCAAAGCUUUGAUUCGCCAACUGAUACGCUUCUCCAUGAACAACCGCUCACUCAACAUAAUAGACUUGUAUCAGCUAGAAGCCAAACUGACUACUCCUGAGGUAACUAUAAGCUGAUGUAUGACUAUGAUAACGUUCUUCGUCUUGUCUUGGAUAGUCCUGAGACAUCCAGCAUCUACUGGCCGGAUUCUACGGUUUUGGACUACCUACAAGGAAGAACAAGAUACAAUGACAGCAGAAUUGCAGUGUUCGACUCUUCUGGCUAUUUUACAUCCUCGGAUAAAGUGGAGUUUCAAUCUGCUGAUUUUGGUAGGGGACCUUGGAGGAGAUUAACACUUGAUUUUGAUGGUAACCUUAGGUUAUACAGUCUUGAAGAGCAAAAGGGAAUCUGGUCAGUCACAUGGCAAGCUAUGCCUAACUCCUGUAGAAUUCACGGAAUCUGUGGACCAAAAAGUAUAUGCAGCUAUGAUCCAAGUUCGGGCCCAAAGUGCUCUUGCCUUCCAGGGUUCAAGAUGAAAAAUCAAGCAGACUGGAAAGAUGGAUGUGAACCAGAAUUUAACCUUUCAUGUGACAAUCAUGAUUUUAAGUUUGUUCAAUUCCAUCAUACUAACUUUUUUGGCUAUCAUUACGAUAUCCUCCGUAAUCACACCUUAGAGGAGUGUGCCAAAGCUUGCUUGAAAUUGUGCUGCAUAGCCUUUCAAUACAGAUAUUUCCCAAAGGAUGGUGCUUAUCGCUGUUAUCCAAAAUGGGAGUUGCGCAAUGGUUAUCAUUACCCCAGUUACAAUGGAACCCUGUACUUGAAACUCCCAAAAUCAUUUCAAUACAACAAACCUGUUGAAGGAUUGAAACUGAAUUGCUCGAUCAAUCAGACAAAACAGCUAGAAAGAGCUUAUCAUAAAAGAACUGGAUAUGGGUCACUAGAGAUUCUGAUUUGGUGUGCUUCUGUAAUUGGAUUGCUCGAGUUGAUAUGCGUCAUUCUGGUGUUCAGUUUCUUGUACAAAACUGGGAUAAGUUCUAAUGCAUCCACACGAGGCUACCAUGCUGCUGCAACAGGAUUCAAACAAUUCACCUAUGCUGAGUUGAAAACGGCAACGCGGGGUUUCAGUGAGGAGAUCGGACGAGGGGGAUGUGGGGUGGUUUACAAGGGAGUGUUGUCUGAUCAAAGGAUUGCAGCAAUAAAGGUUCUCAACAUUGAAGUUAAUCAAGCAGAAGAGGAAUUUCUUGCAGAAGCAAGCACCAUAGGGAGGGUUAACCAUAUGAACUUGAUUGAGAUGUGGGGAUACUGCGCGGAGGGGAAGCAUAGGCUUCUGGUGUAUGAGUACAUGGAGAAUGGAUCAUUAGCAAGGAACCUCAUGUCUAACUCACUUGAUUGGAAGAAGAGGUUCGAUAUUGCGGUUGGCACAGCCAAAGGUCUGGCUUAUUUGCAUGAAGAGUGCUUAGAGUGGGUUCUGCACUGUGAUGUCAAGCCUCAAAACAUACUGUUGGAUUCCAACUACCAGCCUAAAGUAGCAGAUUUUGGUCUAUCCAAACUGCUGAACAGGGACAAUCUAAAAGGGCCAAGCUUUUCCAAGAUAAGAGGAACAAGAGGUUACAUGGCGCCUGAAUGGGUUUACAAUCUGCCCAUCACAUCCAAAGUGGACAUUUAUAGCUAUGGAAUUGUCAUCUUGGAAAUGGUAACAAGAAGGAAUCCAACCAAUGGUAUCCCUGCAGUUGAAACAAGUGGAGAAAUAUGGCACCAGAAGUUAGAAGCAUGGGUCAAAGGGAAGAAAAAUGGAGCUGCUGCAACGUCUUGGGUAGAAGAGCUAAUAGACCCUGCGAUGGGAUACGAUUAUGACCGAAACAAAAUGGAAAAUCUGCUGGAGGUGGCUAUCAAGUGUACAGAAGCGGAGAGACAUGCAAGACCUUCCAUGAGCAAAAUCGUUCAAUUGCUUCAGUCAGCAACCCAAUAAUAAGACUGCAUUACACCCUUAGUAUCUAUCAGUUAUUCAGUUGUGCUGUAAUAUUUCAUAGAAUAAUUAUGCCCUUGCUAAGGCUUUCGCUUAUGAUUAUAAAACAUUGGGUCAUACAAAUAUAACAUAGUCAAUGAAACUUCCCAAACAUGUAGUUCCUCA